AGUUCGUGUUAGUGACGUCAAUGCGUGCCCUCCCCGAUCUCGAUCGUGUGGCUGCUGCUCGUGUCGCUCGUGUAACCUGACGAAAAACGCGACGUUUGUGUGGCUCUUGCAAAAAUGUGAUCUCCGUGCAGUCCGGGACAGGAAAAGAGAAAACGAAAUACGGUUCGGUUGGUGCGGUUAUGAGCGGAGUGUGUGAAUCAAAUCGAAUGAAAAUAAAAAAGCUCCGCUCGAGGACAAUAAUUGAAAGCUCUAGUGACGCGAGGAAAAAACAUUUUUUUCAUCUUCGGGGUUUUUCUUUUUCUUUUUCUUCGCAAGAAUCGAAAGUCCUAUCCUAUAUACACGCCGCGAUAGUUCCGAGAAAAGGCGUUGCACGAGGUUGGCGACACUGUCGAUUGAUCGCGCAGAAGGGAUAGAAGAGCAGCGCGAACGCGCGCACACGUACAUUUUACCCAGAAAAAUGUACAGUAUCGUUCUCAAACACACGGACACACGUUAAUUCCUCCACCCCCUCCUUACAUCCACCCACUUGAGUGUAUUCGUGGCCUGCCCGUGCGUGUUGUGUUUUGUGUUGUGCGUUACACCUCUCCCUCUUGUGGUAGUAUAUACGACGGAGAGUAGCAAAUGUAAACACAAGUUUUUCUACUAAAUAACCAAGUGACACGGACGAAUUUACGCGAUCUCAAGCUUCGCUGUUACAAAGAAACUUUACAAUCGUGCGUGUGGUUAUGGGUCCGUUUAAGUCUUUCUGUGUUAGUACCGAUAUUCGCUCGUGCAUGUCCGAACGGAACGAAGAAGAGUCUUCUAGGUUCGACGGGGCGGGAGGGGAGCUCUAAAAAUCCAUUUCGUCUUUCAUCUAUACGUAUAGAGCUACACAUCCGUCUAUACACGUAGACGUUCGUAUGCGUUAAAACUCGAGACUGUGAGUAAAAACGGGUUUCGUGCUCCGACCAUCGCACCGACCCAACAGUUUUCGUCUCUAUACCCAUACACACAAAGAUAUAUACGCACGCACGCGUUCUCCCUCAGUGUAUUGUGUACAGUAAAAUCUCGCGGUGCCAUAUAGUGUUUUUUCUCCUCUUGCGCACGUGUGUGUUCGUAAGUGCGUCGAACGGAGGAUAGAAUUCGGUGCACAAGUGCACUAAUGUGCCCAAGAUGAAGUGUUUUUUUUUCGUUAAAAUCGCAAGAGGUAAUGGGACGUCAUAAUGUUGUCGAACGAAGUGCGUCCGAGAAGGAAUCCAGGAGAGUUGGAUCGAAUUUCACAAUGGAAUCGUGGCUCGUUGUCGAAGCGAGUGGCGACAAGUAAAACGUCUGAAUCUCGUGUAAGGACGGCUCGAAAGUUGAGCGGAUCUAGAAUGGAGGAUCGAAGGGAUUGGCGGCCUAUCGACGAAGCGAAUGACACGUGCGAGGAGGACGAUACCGGGAACAUUUCGUCCAAGAGAAUAACGAACUCGGGUGCAACCGCGACUGAGAUAAUCGGCGAUGCUCGAAAAGAUUUUUCGGGCAAGGAGGAGAGCAGCGAAUACGCGAGAUGCGAAUGUGAACGUAUCGAAAAUGUCGAUCGUACCGCGAGCACGAAUAAUAAUCGUACGUGCAACCUUCGCGAAGGUUUGGCCGAGUGCCGUUGUGCCGACGAGUGUAAAAAUCGGCGCGGUGAUAAUGUGAGAUGGACGAGAUGGACCGGGAAGAAUAUAUUUCUCGAUAGAAGUUCGUGGCGCGCUUUAGUUUCGAUUGUUCUCGCUGUACUCUUAUCGGUGUCCGGGGCACACGGGGUACAAGAAAACCAAUGCGCCCCUGGGAUCGAUACACCUGGUGUAACUUGGCCACGAGGCGAUAUUGUUCUCGAGUAUGGCCAGCCUCUGAGGAUUCUCUGUAUGCUGAGUAUGGACUACACGAACGAAAAGUUCCCGGGUAAAAAUUCAUCGGACCUCGUAUUCACUCGUAAUAAGAAGGAACUCGAACCUGAGUUCAUAACUGUUCUCAAUGAGAGCACCAUCGCGUUGUACGUUGAAAAACCACCGCCUGCCGACGAUAUGUAUCACUGCAAAUUAAAACUCAACGAGACCGUAGACAUUGGUGUGUGCAUCAACAAAGUGGCUAUUGGCUUCAAACCUCAGGAGCCUCACAACUUCAGCUGCGUUUCACACAAUUGGGAAAACUUGAUAUGCAGCUGGGAUCCCGUUAAAAAUUACGUCACGACGAAAUACGAUUUGGUGUUCAAGUUACCGGGUCGGGCAGGAGGACGAAUGCUUUUUGGUUGUCCGAAGGAGCAUCAGGAGGAUUUGCCGCCUAAUACUUGCUUGUGGGACAAAAGAACAAAUCCCAUAUAUCGCCAGCCCUACGAGUACUACACUUUCUUCCUCAACGUUACUAAUUUUCUUGGCGUUUUGAGCAUUCCUUAUAAAUUCCAUCACUUCGCUCAUGUCAUCCCUGCAAGACCUGUGAACGUCUCCGUUGUCAAUAAAACCUUAAACAGUACGUUGCUGCAGUGGAGCGUUCCAUUCCCAUUGCAAAAUUUCCCUCCGGGUCUUCAUCACAGGAUUGCGUAUCAACACCAAUGGGACAAUCGAAAAACUUGGCGGGUGAUCAACAUAAUGGACGACAUUCAUGCGGUAAAACGUUACUACAAUCUCGUCGGAUUGGAGUACGCGAAUACGAAGUACGACGUUCGUGUCUUUAUAAAAAGUGCAAAGGCGACGGGGGAGGAUAAAUGGAGUCAAUUUAGUGACGUGACGUUUCGAACUCCAUCGCGACUGCCCGGUUUACCGCCACGUACCGACAUCGGUAGUUUCGAGAUUACCGAGAAUAAUGCAAACAGAGAUAUUUUUUUGUACUGGCAAUCUAUACCGGCAUAUUUGGAGAACGGAGAUAAUUUCAAGUAUCAGAUCUCACACGUCGAAGAGAACGGACGAAAGCUUCAUCUUUUGCCAAACGAAACAACUCGCACUUAUGCCAAGUUCAAGGGCAUUAGCUUCAACAGUUUUCGAUUCGAGAUUGUUACUACCAAUACUGUUGGAGCUAAUAAGGAGAAUGCCAAAAUAUUUGUACCGAGCAGGCUGGAAAUGCCGGCGGAGCCUCUCGCUUUCACAAAAAUCGCUUUCGACGGUGGUCUGUACGAAUUGUCUUGGAAACCACCAUUGACAAACGUUGAUGACAUAACGAAUUACACGAUAUUUUGGUGCGACAAUGAGCGUGAUCGACCCUGGCAAUGCACGGGUUAUCUCGAUUGGGUUCACGUGCCGAAGAGUACGACGUUGUACAACGUCACAGUGCCGGAUCCAACGAAAGUUUAUCAAUUCGCAAUAUCAGCGAAUACACCCCGAGCGAGUAGCGGAAUGGUUUGGGCCUCGUGCACCGUGAUCCACAACAGAGUCGUCGGCAAAAUGAAGUCCGUAUGGAUAAAUCGUAUUGGUUCAGAUUUCAUAGAGGUCGGUUGGAAACUCGAGUGUUCGGAUCGUGUAGGGGUCGUCGAGAGUUUCAAAAUAUAUUAUUGCCCAAUCGUAUCGCCGUACAAUUUGAAUUGCAAAGAGCCCAAAUUGAACACGACGAUACACGCGAACGAUGCACCCAUUCACGGUAUCGUAAGCGGCUUAAAACCGUACACGACUUACAUGUUGGCCGUGGCUGUCGUUACGAAAAAUGGCGAAGGACUUCACAGUGAUCCUCUUUACAACACGACUCUCGAGGCCGCUCCAAAAACACCGCCGCACAAUAUAAGAAUAAACAACGUUACGAAUACGAGUAUGCAAAUCUCGUGGGAUCCACCAGUUGCGAUGAACGGUGUAUUACGAUACUACGAAAUUCACUAUAACGACAAGUCAGAAAAAGUCGACGAGGAUAAUUACGUAAUUCUCAAAGACCUUUUGUCCCAUAAAAAUUACAGCAUUCGCGUUGCCGCGUGUACAGUUUCUUGCAGUAUACCUUCUUCCCCGAUUUACGCGAUGAGUAUGAUCGGAAAACCCGGUAAAAUUGCUAAACAACCGAAUGUCAAGUUCAUGAAUUCGAGCCAAGUUCUCGUUCGGUGGGACGAGCCUCAGAUUCGAGGAGGAUUUUUGGAUUAUUAUCAAAUUUGGUCGGCCGAUGGCGAAGUUCGAAACAGCACGAAAAACGAAGCUUAUUUACCAAUCGCGGAUUGUUUGACCGUCGGACGCGAAAGAAUGUAUCAUUUCCGCGUCCGUGCUGUGAACAUCGCCGUUGACGGUUCCCACAUGGAAGGACCCUGGUCUGACACUGGCGAAGGAACUUGUUACAGCGAUGGUCCAUCGUUCAGAGUAUGGAUAAUAAUCUGGGUGAUCGGCAUUCUGAGUGGGUUGGCAUUUCUUCUCUGUCUCAUAUACACGUCGAAAAGGAUGUGGCUCAAGUGUAAAGCGAUGCAAGACGUCGAAGUCAAAUUACCACCUGGCCUGACACCAAACAUGUCGUUCGCAUCGUUGCAGAAAUUGUUGCAGAAAGUUGGUGAGCAGCACAUCCGUCAGUCAUCGGUGGAUUCGAGCGGUUGUUCGAGCGGUCAAGAAUCGGUGACGUCCUCGUUGACAUCGGAUUCUCACGUCUCGAGUGACAGCGGUGCGGACGUUGAUCCUCGAGUGAAUCCACCGAGCGCAAAUAAGUUAUUGGAGACAGCACCGAGCUGGGAAUCGUCGAGUUUGCGCCAACGUAACGUCGGGACAUCGAGGCCUCUCGGGGCUAGCAACGAAUCGCCGCGUUGGGAUUCCUACGUAAAAGUUGCAAAAGGGGGUGAGCCGGUUCUCGACGAUACACUUUCGUUGGCGAGGUCAACGCCCAAUCUAACUGAUAGCACGGGGGGAUACACGGCUUCGCCACACGCAUGGUCCUCCACCGGAUACAUAAGCAUGCCAUCGUCGGAGGAACUUUCGAGCAAUCCGAGUCCCGUGCCGAAAGAAACAACGGGAAGUCAACCGGUCACUGGUGGUUACAGCGUCGUCGGAGUUGUUCCUAAACCGAUAUUACGUACGAAAAAUGACGAUCGUUCGAGUGACGUCACCGAUACGAUGAUUGUCAAACCGAUUGAUUCCAAAGGAGCAAUUCCUUACGUGAGUCUUGCUUCGCUCGAGCAAAGCACAAAAAGCAAAGCGACGAAACCUGGAGUUCGAGAUCUCGAUGAUCUCGACGAUCUUUCCUUCAUCGAGCCCGAUAAUCUUGAGCCGAUUACUGUAUUGGACAGCAGCGUGUCGAAACCGUACGUCCAAACGGGACUUUUGGACACGUUGAAAAAACCUCCGUUCAUCGGGUUACCGAACCAAGAUGCUUUGAAACAAACUGAUGGAGGAAUGAAGAAACCGUUCGUGUCUAGUUUCACGAACGUAAAAGACUCCAAGCUGAAGAAUCCGGAAAAAGUGUCGAAAGCUCCGGUAGGUGUUGGCUGGAUGCCCGAGUUAGUGACGAAUCCAUCAAGUUCGUCAGCGAUCGGUACACGAGGCACCGAUACUAGUAACACUCUCGGCGGCGCCGGAACCCCGAGUUCCAAACCGUACGUGACAGCCGCGGAUCUCCGGCUGCUCCAACAAUGCGAUAAUAAUAAAGAAUUGAUGUUGACUCGAGAUAUAGAUGAAACGGCCAAAAAGAAUUUGACACCAGGCUACUCGCUCUGGCAGAACGAUACGAUCACGGAAGAGACUGAAAGUGCAACAUUGGACAGCAACGUUGAAAAAUUGACCAACAAAAGGUCGCCCAGUUAUGUGAUUGUGGGUGAAAAUCCUAGAACCGAGCCACAACAAACCCCCACUAGUAAUAGCGGAUACGUGCAACAUCAGAGAUUCGAGAAGCAACCGACGCAACCAAGAGUCGUCGGGGCAACGUCAACGCCCACGUCGACGGACGAACGAUACAGCAAAGUCAGCGUCGCUCCCAACGCGGUUCAGUGAAGUCCUGAAGUUUUUUCUUCGCUUUCGUCUUAGUCUCAUUUUGUUCAGUUUUUUCAUUAACCUCUACGUUCGCGCGCGCACACGACCCAUCUGUAAAUUGUAAGUAAUCGGUGGGUUGAUUAUCGGUGUGCAACGCUCAGCCACGGACUCGUGUACUCGAGUGGCAACUUUUGUCCAUGACGACACCGAAAAACUACAUUUUUUAAGUUUUCUCUUUUAAGAAUGAAGAAAUGUCAUAAAUCCUACGUCCGAAGUGAUUUUAUCGGAUCGAGGUGUGAAUUGUAUCGAGCUUCGUAUCUCCCUUACUUUGGAGUCUUGCCGUAUAGCACGAAAUUAUAGGGAAUCGAGAAUCCAUAGGGCAGCGGGCUGGGGAGAGAAUUAGAUAAAUAUAUUGAGAGAAAAGAAAAAAAAACGCAAUCGUGAAUAGAAUUUAACAUUAAAGAGUCCACGAUGUUUGCCGUCGAAAACUGUAUUCCCUCCUUAAAAAAAUCUUGCGCGAAACAACGGAUACAAAGUGCAGUAAUGUUUGAAACGAGUUUGUUCAAAAACAAAAUGACUUUUCUUUUGUAAAAUAAUUAUUAAUGGCCGGCCGAGUUAUCAAUGGGGCGUUGUUAUACCUCAUGCACACAUUUUUCGAACGGUUGAGAAAGCAGAAACAUUUUGUUCGGAUUCUUCUGAACAUUCAAGUUUUUCUCCCUCUUUCUAUUAUCAAUCGCACUAUUCGUGACACUCGUUUAUUUAUGAUUUAAUGCGAAUCGAUCCUCCGAAAUAAUCAUUCUCAUAGCGUACCGUUUUAACCGCCCUAGAUAAAUAAAUAUUAUGUCAAAACGAGAGCGCGAUUGUAAUACUUAAUUUAAGGAAAUUUUGAAAUUUAGCGAAAAUAACAAAUGUUAGCAGCUGAGGUCACAUUCUGCAUGAUAAAAAUCGAAUGACACAUUUUGGUGAUUCGGAAAAACACUUUUUUCUUUUCUCCUUUUUUUUGCUCGUCGUUGUCCAAUUUGUUAUUUUUAUUACCGUUGAUUUCUUAACUAACGAAAAUGAUAGAAUUUACUGAUAAUUGUGAUUUUUUUCUUUGGGCUAUUGUGGAAUAUCGAUCAUUGGAUUUUUCUUAGCCUCAUUGAAAACAAUCAUGCGAUUUAAUUUAUUUCGCCCGCGCGUAAUAAUCGUGAUCGAACCUACGAGAGCGUGAUUGAAAUAAGUGAUUUGAGAAAAAUUUCAGGAUUUUGCAAAAUUGUUCAAAGUUGAGGUCACUAUUUGCAUGAUCAAAAUUUAAUGUCUCACAUUUCGGCGUUUUUAAUGAACAAUUUUUUUUUCCUUUUUUUGCUCGUCGUUGUCCAGUUUGAUAUUUUUAUUACCGUUGAUUUCUAAACUAAUGAAAUCCAUGGGAGUCACUGACAAUUGUGAUUUUUUCUUUUGGUCUAUUGUGAAAUAUCGAUCAUUGAAUUAUUCAAAGCUCCCUUUAAAACAUCCAUGCGAUCUAAUCGUAAAAUCAUAAAAUCGUAAAAUCGAAAUCAUGAACUCGAAGGGGCAAAUCUUAUAUAUUUAUAUACUUUCUUUUGCACAUGAAAAACAAAAUUGCGACGUUAGGUUAGUCACUAAAGGACAAGUUAGGAAUGUACAACUUUUUUUUCGGAAUAUUGAUGAAUCCAGAUGGAAAGAAAACUUAAAAAUGAUGAACGAAUAACGAAACAGCGAAUUUUUACAUGCUCGAUCGAAGACAGGGUUUAAAAAAACAACCGUUCACAUCGAUUUUUGUCUAAAUGUAUCUGAUGAGAACCAGAGUUAAUAGAAAAACGUAAACUGACUGUGAAAAAUGUUGAUUUAUUCUGGCGAACGAAGCUUCGUGUGCAAAACGAACAAAAACUGUGACAACAAUACGCCUCGAUUCAGGCCUAACGUUACGAUCGAUAUAGCAACACUAACUUUCAUCGAAUGAUGAAACUGCAUGCCAUUUUUGUGUUUUCUUUUUCUUUUGUUUUUGAGAUACUAAUGCGAAAAGAACCGAUGGAAAGAUAAAGCGUUAGAUUCUACGUAUGCAUAAUAUCUUAAGCUAGUCAUUGAAAAGAUGUACAUUCUUCUGUUUGGCCGGUCUUUUUUUUCCACUGAAUCUGUUACAGUUGCAAUAUCAAGUAGUUCAAUAGACGCACGUCUGUUUGCGCGAAAAUCACGAAUCAGAGCUCUUACUUUUCUAGCUCCCAUUCGGAGAAGUUACACAUUGAAAAUAAUUACGUUAAAAAUAUAAAAUAUAAGAUAUAAAUAGUUACAGUGAAAAUUACCGAGAACUCGUAGCGCCCGGAUGACUCAUUGCCUCGAACUCGUUAGACGGAUGAAACGAAAAUUUUUCCAUCGCGUAUAGCGUUUGUAAAUGGUAUUCGAAGGGACCAAAUGAAACGCGUUAUAUUUCGGAAUCAUAAUUCUUCGAAGAUUUCCUUUUUCUUUCGUUUCUCCAGUGAGAAAAUCAGUUUUUCUUGAAUUUCCAAAAAUAUUUUUUCCAUUAUUGAAUCAGCUGUGAACGGACGAAACGAAAAUGCCACAGAGCUCUUGAAUAAUCCGCCCGAGGGAAUAGAAAAAAAAAUCAAAUAAAGAUAGUCAAUUACAAAAGUUUAAUGAGAAACGAAGAAAGACCUGUCUGGAAUCGAGCUUACGUAUUGUUCACGUACGAAUUAAUGUAGAAAACUGAGAAAAUAUUUAUGAAUAUUAUUGAUAAACGUGUACGCUGGAGGUGGAUCAUUUUUCGUGGUGCAAAAAGACAACACGAAAAGAUGAAUGAGACCGAUGAAAUGGCGAAUGAAAUCGUAGUGAAAAAGGAAAGAAUAAAAACUGAGGGAUCCUUAGCCGCAAGAAUAUUGUACGCGAAUUCGUAUGUGUGCUACAAAGAAAAAUCGAGCACGAUCAUUCGACACUGUGAAUAGAGAGCUAUACGCAUGAGUUGAGCCUUGAUGAAACAACGUUUUUCGUUAAAUUUUCAUGACUCCAAUGAAAAGUACAAUGCGAUUGGAAAGCGAGAGUGAUAUCGAAAAUUGGAGAUGAAAUUUUGCCUUUGUACACAGAGAAAUAAGUUUGAAUUUAUCACUAAACAGUUUUUGUACGUUCGUUUGAAAAAUCGUGGAUAUUUUGCUUCGCAGCACACAAAGUACAGGAUAAUUAAAUGAAAUUCAGGUCUAAUGUGAACCUUGAUGCGGAAUUGCAUCUCUUAGGAUUUCAUAGAUUUUCUCGCUCUCCUUUCCCCUGCCCGACGACUAUCUCAUUGUACAUAAUUCUAUCAUCUCAUAUAUUUUUGUUAUAUAUUUAUAAAUAAAACGAGCGAAGUACUUUAGCGCACAUUUAAGCUAGAUAAAUAUAAUUGUAGUAAACUAAUUAAACGAAUAAUGCAUGAUGCAGAAGAUGAUGAUAAAAUUAACAAUGAUUAAUUAUUGUAAGAACGUGUUAUGCAGAGAGUAUAAUAGAAAGUUUUUCUAUCGUUAUAUGAUAAAUCACAGCACAGUGUCGCUCUCCAUGAUAAAUGAUAAAAUGAAAUUUGCUUUUGCGAUUCGGCCGAAAAUGAG
Venturia canescens is the source of this 9424-nucleotide messenger RNA. RefSeq names its product domeless (gene dome). Gene Ontology annotation, biological process: cytokine-mediated signaling pathway. Gene Ontology annotation, molecular function: cytokine binding; cytokine receptor activity. Gene Ontology annotation, cellular component: signaling receptor complex; external side of plasma membrane. Lineage: Eukaryota; Metazoa; Arthropoda; Insecta; Hymenoptera; Ichneumonidae. The record is from RefSeq and is a predicted model, not a curated record. The transcript has 13 exons. The coding region runs from base 1203 to 5879 and encodes 1558 amino acids.